Molecule: messenger RNA, 1848 nt
Organism: Necator americanus (New World hookworm)
Lineage: Eukaryota; Metazoa; Nematoda; Chromadorea; Rhabditida; Ancylostomatidae
Exons: 6
Coding region: 1-1848 (615 amino acids)
Biological process (GO): regulation of RNA splicing; protein phosphorylation
Cellular component (GO): nucleus
Molecular function (GO): protein serine/threonine kinase activity; ATP binding
Source: RefSeq, a predicted model, not a curated record
AUGCGGUACACUGGAUCAUAUGUCCCAAUGACCUAUCGUCGUAAGGUCAGAAAGAAGAGCGUUCGAACAUGUGGCCGUGGCUCGAGUAAGCCGAGAUCUCGGAAAGAUGAUCAAGGACGUGCAGAACGCGCUGAAAAGAUAAAACACCUUCAUUUUCGCAUUAUGCCAAGGAAGUUGUCGAACGAACCUCCGCUUACGUUGCCCCGUAUGCCUAUCGUCAUUAUUCCUCGGAAACGGAAAUACAAGAACUAUGUGUCACGUCGUCGUAACACGCAGCUGCUAGCGAGUUUACGCAAAUGUGUAUCGGAUCCUCAUUUAUAUCGUAGCUUUAAUCACUGGAAAGAACUUUGGCGUGGAUUUUCUCCUAACAAUCAAGCGACAUCUCCAUCCAUAUCUCACCGCGUUUCACAAGUAGCAACUGAAGAGAGCGUCCUUCUACGCUCCUUAGCUGUUCCACCUACAAUGGCAGUCUUAUCUCAAUCGUCUAGCAAAAAAUAUCCAUUGCAAAGGCAUGAAUUCAAGAAGAAUGAAGUGCGUCGCUCUGCUGCUCGAGUUGCUUUUGCUACAGGAAGAAAGAGUAUGCGGGAUAUGCAUUUGCAGAAGAAUUUCUCAAAAUGCGAAAAAUCCCCCAAAGCCUUAGUAAAUUCUUAUGUAAAUGAGCAGAAGUAUCGCGCAUUACGUCUUCCUACGGAAAAUGCACGGGAGACAAAUAAUGAAUCUACUGCGUCUACUGCGUAUGUCGAAGACGUCAUGAAACAGUCGCUAUUCGGUGCAGUGGAACAGUUGAAAAACUUGGUCCCUGCUCACCAGAAAUCGGCAGCCCCAUCUCCUGCCAGUUUUCCAGAGACUGCUCCAGAAUGUGGAGAACAUUCGUGGGCAUCUAUUUCCAGUGCAUCGAGAGGUACUAAAGUUAGUGACAUUGAUUUCUCAGUUGUUGAUCCGAAAAGUGAUGUUGUAGCGCCGUCAGUACCGAAAGCAGUGAGAAAGGCGUAUGCCUCGAAAAGUGGAACUACCAUUUGUGCAGUAGGCUCUCCAUUAAAUAUUCCUACGACUAGUAAUGUUGUUGUUGAAGAUCAGCGUAUUAUUGAGAAGAAAUUAUCAUUGCGGAGAAGAAAGGAACAGGUCAAAGAAAAUGCUGUCUUUCCUAUUACUUCACAGUGUCCGAUGGAAAUCGGGGAGAAAUCAAGGCAAGCAGACGAACAAAAAGCUAAGAAAACAGUUAACGCUGUAGCGGCAGCAUUUUCGACGCAGUCCAUUUCGACUGACGAAAUUCUAAAGACUGGGGAAAAGAAGGAAGCUGAAAGGAAAAUUCCUCAGCAAACAGUGAAAAUCUCCACAACUGCAACAGCUAGUUUGCUUGCUCAGCUUCAACUACCACCGACUGUUUCCGCCAAAGUGGAUAAAAUAAUUGCAUCAGGCCGGAAAUCAACGCUGCAAAGCAUUGGCGACCAGCGAGCUCGUAUGAAGGCUCAUCUGGACAGGCAGGCGGCCGGUGUUCUACCUGACGAUGAAGACGGUCACCUCAUUUUCAAGCGGAAUGAUAUUUUACUUGGUCGAUGGGAGCUUCGCGAAGAAUUGGGUGAGGGCACAUUUGGGAGAGUGGUCAAAACUUACGAUAAGCAGAGAGACAAGAUGAGAGCAGUGAAAAUUGUUCGAAACGUUCACAAAUAUCGUGACGCUGCUUAUUUGGAGAUUAAGGUGUUAACAAAACUGAGGCAACUCGAUCCUACCGGAGCUCAGAAAAUUUGGAGACUUCAACCGCCGGGAAAAUUUGAAAAGGUGAAGUUGUUCCCACGUAUUUUUGUGCUCUUUGGUUUAAUGCAAGGCUAUGGUGACAUUCGGCUAUAA